This is a messenger RNA of Cydia splendana, 883 nucleotides long. Its product is annotated as cytoglobin-like. The coding region runs from base 202 to 867 and encodes 221 amino acids. Gene Ontology annotation, cellular component: hemoglobin complex; extracellular region. Gene Ontology annotation, molecular function: oxygen carrier activity; oxygen binding; heme binding. The record is from RefSeq and is a predicted model, not a curated record. The transcript has 5 exons. Lineage: Eukaryota; Metazoa; Arthropoda; Insecta; Lepidoptera; Tortricidae. Gene Ontology annotation, biological process: oxygen transport; response to hypoxia.
AACAUUCAUUUCCCAUGAAUGACGAGACAGUGGCAGAUCGCUUAUAAGUGUCUGAGUCCAGUGUGCAGCAAAACAAACAGCUGACUUCAGUACACGUGUAACAGUUGACCGCAGUGCGCGCGCGACCACAGACCUUGCCAAUAACCGCGAAAACUAUUCGAAACACGGUGCGGAAGUUUGAACGAUCGCCAAUUAGAGACGAUGGGCAGUUGGUUGAGCCACCUGUGGUGGGGCGGGGAUCCAGACGCAGUGAACUCGCUCUCAAGGCUGACGCGGCGUGAGGUAUACGCCGUGCAACGCUCUUGGGCGCCCGUCUCCGCAAACUCAGUUGCAAAUGGAACAGAACUUCUCAAAAGUUUCAGCAUCAUGGGGCACCUGUUAAGCCGGUGGUGGUGGGGCGGCGACCCUGACGCCACAAACCCGGUGUCGGGCCUUACUCUACGCCAGGUCUACCAGGUUCAAAGCACCUGGCGGCCCGUGGACGCAGACGCGGCUAAAUACGGAAUGGAGCUGUUCUUGAGGUUAUUUCGUGCCGACCCAGAAACGAAGACAUUCUUCAAAGCUAUUCGCGACCUCGACGAAGACAGGAUAAGAAACAGCUACCAGUUUAAAGCACACGCCAUCAACUUCAUGUCUGCUAUUAGCCUGGCCGUGACCAACCUGGGGCAACCAGAAGUGGUUGUGGCUAUGAUGGAGAAACUUGGAGACUCACAUAGCAAGAAGAAAAUUUCUACGAAGUAUUUUCAUGAAACAAAAGAUGUCUUGAUAGGCAUGCUGAAGAAUGAUUUAAAAUUGACAAACGAUCAAAUGAUGGCGUGGGAAACAUUUAUAAGUUUUAUAUACAAACAUAUUUUUGAUAAGUUAUAGUGAACAAAAUUAUAUU